UCGACGCAGUAUCACGCGCGUCUCGCCACGAUCAACCGGUCCACGGCAGUCUACAUAACACGUCAUGGUCACCAGCGCCACGACGUCAGGUUACCGCGGUCGUGGUUUGCGGACGUCCAACGGCCGUCGUCCCGCGGCGGAGGUCUUGAUGGCUGUAUCCGUGCUGGUACUGGGGCUGUUGUCACUGAUUGGGCCGACGAUCGAUUGUCGACGAGCGGACAAGCGCAGACACCAUUGGAAGAUGAACGUGAUCAAAAACCAUUUGAAAAAUCACAAGAGUCUCGAGGGAAUGGUGCGGCUGGUCGACGGUGAAUCCGAAUACGAAGGUAACGUGGAGAUAAUGCACCUGGGAAAAUGGGGUUCCAUCUGCGAUGACGAAUGGGACUCAAGAGAAGGCCAAGUGGUGUGCAGACAAUUGGGCUACAACGGAACGUCAAGGGUCACGCACAGUUCGCAUUUCGGACAAACAGCCAGAAAGUACUGGAUAGACAACACUCAAUGCGGCGGCCAAGAGCUGGAAAUUUCCGAGUGCCGAUUUGACAGUUGGGGUGAGAACGACUGUGACCCAUCCGAAGCGGCAGGUGUGGUGUGCAAUUCGCCGGAACCCGAAAAGYCCAAAUAUUCUGUGCCCACGGUGACAGUUGCGGCAAAAAAAGUCAUCCAAAAGUACAGGAUCAAAGAUACUAAUUUUGGGUCGGACAUCGAAUUGCGACUGGCCGGCGGCAGGACUUCGGAAGAAGGCAGAGUGGAAGCAAAGACCAAUGACGAAAUGGCGGACUUGGCGGUGAACGCAGACGAACUGAUGAGAUCGGCGUACCUGGAGGACAGGCAGAUGUACUUCUUGCAGUGCGCCAUGGAGGAGAACUGUCUGGCGUCGUCCGCGUACCAGCUCCGGCGGGACGAGACCGAUUGGCACCUGAUCACCCGACGGCUGUUGCGGUUCACCGCGAAAAUCACGAACGUCGGCACAGCCCCGUUCCGGCCAGCCGUGCCCAAACAUCUGUGGCAGUUUCAUCAGUGUCACAUGCACUACCACAGCAUGGAAGUGUUUGCCACAUUCGACGUGCUAGACGGCGGUGGCAUGAAGGUGGCCGAGGGACAUAAGGCGUCGUUUUGUCUAGAAGACAAUCAGUGCACGGACGGCGCCAGACCGGCGUUCGCGUGCGCCGACUACGGUGACCAGGGCAUAUCUGUCAACUGUUCGGACAUUUAUCGGCACAACAUCGACUGUCAGUGGGUCGACGUAUCCGAUCUGAACCCAGGGCUGUACACACUUAAGGUGUCUGUCAAUCCGGAGCACAAAAUCCCUGAGAUGACGUACGCAAACAAUGCGGCCGUGUGUUCGAUGUUCUAUUCCGAGACUUUCGUGAAGAUCCACGACUGCGUCCUACAAAACCCGUGACGGGUUCGUCGAUGACGUGGCCUGGUCUACUAACGACGCCGGCAAGCAUUUAUUUGAUAAAAAAAAAAAAAAUGGAAAAAUGGAAAAAUGGAAAAAUCUCGAUGGUUAUUGCGUGCACCCGAGUAAAACAAUAUUUACACUCGAUGAUAAUAUUAUGUGAUAGAAUUUUUUUUUUUUAAAUUUAAUUAUUAUCACGCGAAUAAACGUACGACGACGGUAUUUUUAAAUAUUACGUAUGGUAUAUCGUCCACCGCGCGAACGGUGCCAAACGUAAUAUCAUAAACGUCRUCGUUCGACAACACUACGCUGUACAUACGGGCAAUUCGCUGUCAAUAAUAUUAUCAAAUUUUAACUUUGAAUUUUGUUCGCAGUCGCCUAAGAGGUUGCUCGCAUAUUCAGUCAUAUUAUUAUAAUCCUAUAAAUGCACCGAAUUCAAAUAAUCUCCAAAUAAUAUUUAUGGUAUAAUGCACUAGUAGGAAUUUAUAUCGUAUUUUAACAAAUCAUACUACGCCAGUGAACGGAAAACGAGCCUACGGCUAUUAUAGUCAUAURCAUAUAUAUUAUUAUGAAUAACCCAGUAAUGUGCACGUUUAUUUUAUUAAUGUUAGUUACCCCCUCCA
This is a messenger RNA of Diuraphis noxia (Russian wheat aphid), 2022 nucleotides long. RefSeq names its product Lysyl oxidase-like 2 (gene Loxl2). Gene Ontology annotation, cellular component: membrane. Gene Ontology annotation, molecular function: protein-lysine 6-oxidase activity; copper ion binding. Gene Ontology annotation, biological process: peptidyl-lysine oxidation. The record is from RefSeq and is a predicted model, not a curated record. NCBI's taxonomy places the organism in Eukaryota, Metazoa, Arthropoda, Insecta, Hemiptera, Aphididae.